Molecule: messenger RNA, 3180 nt
Organism: Lodderomyces theae
Lineage: Eukaryota; Fungi; Ascomycota; Pichiomycetes; Serinales; Debaryomycetaceae
Exons: 1
Coding region: 1-3180 (1059 amino acids)
Biological process (GO): tRNA methylation
Cellular component (GO): cytoplasm
Molecular function (GO): protein binding
Source: RefSeq, a predicted model, not a curated record
AUGACGAUUUACAAAUUACAUCGACAAGUUGGCAACGACAAAACCGACCAAGACCACCAGGACAACAGCCUCGAGUUGGUCUACCAGUGCCAGAUAUUCAAAAGAAACAAAAUCCAUCACAUUUCAAUCAACACACAAGCUCGAAAAAUUAUUGCAAGUGGUGGUCGAUCAUUCACCGUACUCCCAUUUGAAGUAUUGACAUCGCCACCACAAGUGCCACAACAUUACCAAGCUAAAGAGAGAGCGAUUAACGAAUGGAUCAUUACUUCGGAAGUUUUGCAUGAUGGUACUAUUCUUUUACUCAACUCGUACAACGUCGUGUACAAGAUAGCUCCUAAUACAUCACUGCUGAAGCAAAGAGAAGAUGUUGGCGAUGAUGAUGAUGAUGAUGAGGUCGUGGUAACGAAAAUUCAUUGUGGUGAGAAAUCGAUCUUGUAUAGCGGAUCCAUCAGUGUUCUUGCUUCACAAAACAAGAUUUAUGUUGCUGCGGGUACUGUGAUGAAUGGAGUCAUACUUUGGGAUUUGGACAAGCAGGAGAUCAUCCACAGUUUGAAUGAUCAUGAUGGGUCCAUUUUUGGGGUCAAGAUUGAUGGUGAUGGGAAACAUGUUGUGUCGUGUUCGGAUGAUCGCAGUAUUAAGUUGUAUGAUUUUGCAUCUGGGAGCGUAAUUGCAACUGGAUGGGGACAUGGAUCGAGGAUAUGGAAUUUGGAAUUUGCUAGAACUAGUAGCAGGAGUAGCAGUACAAUGGGUACUGAUAAUAAAAGACAAGAUGAUGGAGAUGGAAAUGCCGAUGAUGAGAAAGAGCUUAGAAUUAUGAGUAUUGGUGAAGAUUGCACGUUGCGGAUUUGGAAGCACGACCCAACUUCGGAUUUACUACAGUCGGUCAAAGUGAUUGAAAAUUGUCAUCGUGGUAAACAUGUCUGGUCAGGUGAUAUAGAUGCUUCUGAUUUACAGCUCUGCUGCACUGGUGGAGCUGAUGGUAGAGUCAGAUUGCAUGAUUUACAAAGCAGGAAUCAGGUUACUACAAAGUUGACAUUGUCUGAUUUUGCAGCUCACUUGGCGCCGCAAACUCCAAUACUGUUUGGUAAAAAGGAUUGUGUGCGAGAUUAUUUUGAGUUGAUACAAUUUAACAAAUUGGUGUGUUUGACUUCGAACGGAUACGUUCUCGAAUACGACUAUGUGUCAAAGAAGUGUCUGACGAUUCACCACGAUGACAAACUUGUCGGUUUUGGCAUAGUUGAUGGGUUCAAUGACUUGGACUUGGUUGUAGUUGCAGACCGUGGUGGUAAUCUAUUGACUGUACAAUACGCAGAAGGUGGUGAGCAUAGUGUGUCGAGGAUUGAGUCCAAUGACCCAUCUAUCAAAAUUACAAACUUGCUAACUAGCUCGAUGGAGGGAAGGUACUUUAUAUUGAUUGAAUCUCCCAAUGUGAAAACCCCAUUCAAACUACAUGAAUUAGGAAUACCAAAUGUGAAUUCUUCUUUUGUCGGUAUCGUCAAGUCGUGGGACAUCCCGAAACCAGAGGCAAGUUUCCCCGUAACGGCAAUGACGGUUGAUGUCACCAAUAACCGGAUCAUACUCGCAUCGAAACGCAUGUCAUUAUUCCUAGUCGAUCUCACCAACUUGAGCAACUGUUUGAUGUUGAAAAAGGUUGCAUCGGGCGAUACCGUCAGCACAGUGUCAAUCUUAAACUCACAACUGGGGAUAUCAACUAUAUUGGUACUCGCAAGAGAUGGAGUGUACUUGAUCCUCACCGUUACUCAACAACACAACCAAUUCAAAUCUGACAUCAUUCACGAAAAUAAAUUGACACGCGGGUUCAUUGAAGGUGGGUUCUUCCAUAACGGCGCCGAUUUGAUCUUGUAUGGAUUCAAGUCUUCGUAUUUCUACGUAUGGAACGAAACUAGACAGAUUGAAAUUAUGAACGAGUAUUGUGGAGGUAAUGGGCAUAGACAUUUCAAGUUUUAUCGCAAGAGUUUAUCCGAGUUUAGUUUUAUUUAUCUGUUCAAGAAUGACAUUCAUGUUUGUCAUUACAAUGGUCGUUUUAUACACAAGAAUGGAAUCGGCAUUGAAACUGACCAUGAAGCACCCGAUUUCGGCGUGAUUCAUGGUGGAACCCACGGUCGUGAAAUACGAGACGUUGCAAUCCAAAAUAAUGCGCCAUUAUUACCCGAUGGAUCGAGAUUGUUGAUUAGUUCCGCUGAGGAUUCAACCAUUGGGUUGACAAAGUUGUUGCCCAAUGGUGCCAUUCACAAUUAUUGGAAUAUGACAAACCACAUAUCGGGUAUGCAAGCAGUUGGAUUCCUCAAUGCAAAUUACGUAUUUAGUUGUGCUGCUAAUGAGGAGUUUAUCAUUUGGGAGUUGAGUUGGUUGCAUCAGGUUGCAGGAACUGGCGCACAUAAGCUGAUAAAUACAAUUCCGACGUUGCGGGAGUUGGCGAGGUUGAAAUCGGAUCAAGAUGUGCCUGAUUUGCGAGUUAUGGAUUAUGAUGCUGUUGAAUACGAUGAAUACAUUCUUGUUACUACAGUGUAUUCCAACUCGAUGAUCAAAUUGUGGAAGUUUGACAAGAAUACCGAUCAGCUCAAGUUUAAUAAACUUCAUGAGUGGAAUUAUUCAACUUGUUGCAUUUUACAUUGUCAGUUUUUCAAGUUGGGUAGUGACAAUGAAGGAAGAACAAGAGAUUUCUUGUUGAUUGCAACUACUGAUGGGAAUGUCACUAUUUAUAAUGUCUCAGAUCCUAAAUCUCCAGCUCAACAAUGCCAACUGAGACUUCAUCAAAGUGGAGUCAAGGCAAUUUGUUUGGUUCAGAACGAAAACAAUUUACGUGAUGAGGUUCUUCUCCUUACUGGUGGCGAUGAUAAUGCACUCGUUGCCUCAACAAUAACUAUCCCGGCGAGUAAUGAUGAUUCGCAAUUGGACCUACGCUUGAUUAAACGAGAACCUAAUGCUGCAUCAGCUACAAUUACGUCAAUAUCGCAUGUGCGUGACAAUUUGUUUGUUGUGGUGUCUGUUGAUCAAAUGAUUAGAUUGUGGUCUGUCACUGAUGAUGCUUUAUACUGUCAAGAUGCGAGGUACACCACAGUUGCAGAUACUGGAUGUUGUGAUGUCACUACUGUUGGAGGUAAACAUGUUGUGAUUGUUGGUGGUGCUGGGUUAAGUACUUGGGAAAUUUCCCCGUAA